Ailuropoda melanoleuca (giant panda) is the source of this 2699-nucleotide messenger RNA. It is a transcript of the gene HOXD4, whose product is annotated as homeobox D4. Lineage: Eukaryota; Metazoa; Chordata; Mammalia; Carnivora; Ursidae. The record is from RefSeq and is a predicted model, not a curated record. Gene Ontology annotation, molecular function: RNA polymerase II cis-regulatory region sequence-specific DNA binding; DNA-binding transcription factor activity, RNA polymerase II-specific. The transcript has 3 exons. Gene Ontology annotation, cellular component: nucleoplasm; nucleus. Bases 1142 to 1879 code for a protein of 245 amino acids. Gene Ontology annotation, biological process: anterior/posterior pattern specification; embryonic skeletal system morphogenesis; positive regulation of transcription by RNA polymerase II.
CUUCACGUUUCUCCGAAAUAGCCAUAGUCGGAAGCAGAGGCCAGAGGCAGCCGGGCGCGGGUCAGUUUUCUUUCUGUUUUAUUACCUUAGACUCCAGGAAGAUGGACUGAGCCUGGUGACAUCGUGGAGUCUUUGCCUGGAGAAGCCCCUCAGAGGCUCCUGUGUAAACCCUUAAUUGGUUGCAUGAAUGCAGGGCCAAAGGGCUAGGUUUUGGGGGACUGGGGAGCAAGGUGGAAGGCCAGGUAGCCUCAGCCGCAACUCUGCCCUGAAGGAGUCUGAGGUGAGGUCAGAGGGUGCCCAGUGAGGGGGCUCACUGGUCAUUGAGUGCCAUGUGGGAAAAGGCCAGUUGGGAAGAAGGAGUGCAGGGUCCUUUGGAGCCCAUCUGGGUGAGGUGGGGGUGCCAUCACCACCUUCCAGGGUCAUCCCUCAGCUGCAUGAGCUGGGGGGGGGGUGGUGCGGGUAGGCAGUCUUGCCAUACCUGUAAGGCUGGCUUUGGCUAGAAACACUCCAGCCUGGGCACUCGCAGAAAGCUUGGCAGUUACUCAUUGCCUGAUUUGAUUCAGGCCAGCCAGAUUGUUGUAACUUUUGGGUGACCCUGACGAAGACAAAGCCAGGACUCGGCCUUUGUAUGGCAGAGUCCCCGUUCCCGCGGGCGGGAGCCCUGCCCGCCUGGGGUACUCCGCCUAACUCAGAGGCUGCCUCACCCAUCCGCCUUUUGGUAUUCUGCCGCCUGACGGAUUUGGGGUCUCAUUCCCCCCUUGAACUGUGCCCAUUUUGGGGGGCUGUUUUCAGGCGGGAGUGAGCAGAGAGGGCACUCGAGGUUAACAAAGUCAGUGGCAGACAAAAGCUGGGAUUACCUGCCAGGAAUGAGGGUGCUGGGGAUUAGAGAACUACAGAAACAUGUGGUGGGUGCCCUCAAAUGUGCCAUGGCGAGUCACUUGAUUACACGUAUGUUAUUUAGUUAAAUUUGUGAAAAUUAUGAGAUGCUCACCAACCCGGUGAUAAACUCGCUCCCUCGCUAUUGGCUGGCCUGGUCACAUGGCCGCCAACUUUAUUCAGUUGACAGCAAGUAGGAGGGCCCUAUGGAAGGAGAAAAAAAGACAACACGAGAAAAAUUAGUAUUUUCUACCUUCUGAAAUUAAUGGCCAUGAGUUCGUAUAUGGUGAACUCCAAGUAUGUGGACCCCAAGUUCCCUCCGUGCGAGGAAUAUUUGCAGGGCGGCUACCUAGGCGAGCAGGGCGCCGACUACUACAGCGGUGGCGUGCAGGGUGCAGACUUCCAGCCCCCGGGGCUCUACCCACGGCCCGACUUCGGUGAGCAGACCUUCGGAGGCGGCGGCCCUGGGCCCGGCUCCGCGCUGCCCACACGGGGUCACGGGCAAGAAGCCAGUGGCCCCGGCGGCCACUACGGAGCCCCAGGAGAGCCGUGCCCCGCGCCCCCGGCGCCCCCGCCCGCGCCCCUGCCCAGCGCCCGGGCCUGCAGCCAGCCGGGCGGCCCCAAGCAGCCGCCCCCCGGGACGGCACUCAAGCAGCCCGCCGUGGUCUACCCGUGGAUGAAGAAGGUGCACGUGAAUUCGGUGAACCCCAACUACACUGGCGGGGAGCCCAAGCGGUCCCGGACGGCCUACACCCGGCAGCAAGUCCUAGAACUGGAAAAGGAAUUUCAUUUUAACAGCUGCUCCGGGCCAGCAUUUGCAGCCACUGGCCAAGGACCACCACACGGACCUGACGACCUUAUAGAAGAGGGGACCCUGGGCCCAUUCCUCCCUGCGCUCCUGGCUGAGCCGAAGCUGCGGGGGCAGGCCGGGCUUGCUGUCACCUCCCUGGGCUCUAAGGUACUGUGGGGUGGACCUAGGACACGUAGGCCGCCCUCGGACUAGGUUAGCAUCCUGCCCUAGGGCAGCCCCCUCCCUGGAGUGGGAUGGGGGUGGGAGGGGGGCGGGAUUCUCUAAGUACAUUAUCAUAUGGCAGGAGCUACUGAGAACCUAAACCUUGGCGAGUUAUUAAACUUAUGAAAAUCUCUGCUGUUGGAUUUUGAAUUUGCAAACGAAGGUUGGAUACUUUAUCCCAGCGUGAAUUUGAACAUCCUCCCCCACCCCACCCCUCCAGGGAUCUUUGUGGUUUAAUAAUGUGGGGGAGUUGAGGCAGAAGGUUGGCCACCCCUGUGCUAGGUGCUUUCAGUGGAAACAGGAGAGCUGGGCCAGGAUUUCUGAACUUUCUGGGUUAUCUGUCUAAUUUCCAGUGUGGAAAAAAGUAUUUUGCUCCCAGUGGCCCCAUGCCCAAAGAAAUGAGUCUAAGAAGAAAAGUGGAAACGGGUUAUUUUAUGUUUAGAUUAUAUUUGCUUAAAUAUUUAUUUGUUGGGGGAUGGGGUACAGAAAUAACUGACAUCUUAAUGCCACAAAUCUUAAGACAGUGAAAGGGGCUGAGUUUCAGGGAGAAGAACCAGAGAUGUGUGGACUAACUUCUGGGUCUAACUGGCAUUUUGAACUCCACCCCCUCCCCACUCCCCAGAUAUGUGUGUAGGGGGCCCUUAACCCUUUUAGAGGGAAGCAAAGGGUCCACUCAAAGUUGAGUUCUUGAAAAUAUAUUUCCACAUGUGCUUUUUUCAGCACUGUGCUUACAACUAGUUCUGGGUGAUUAAAGAAAAGGGAAAAGAAAGAAACAAAUGGUCCAACAUUUUUCCUUCUGGGGAAAGAAAAC